AUGCCUCCAAAGUCCGGAAAGAAGGCGGCGCCAGCCCCAUUCCCCCAGUCCAAAGCUGGUGCGGGAGCAAAAAAGGCGGCCAAGAACCCUCUCAUCGAGAAGCGUACCCGUAACUUCGGUAUCGGUCAAGACAUCCAGCCAAAGAAGAACCUUUCCCGUAUGGUGAAAUGGCCCGAGUAUAUCCGUCUUCAACGCCAAAAGAAGAUCCUCAACAUGAGAUUGAAGGUCCCACCUGCGAUCGCUCAAUUCCAACACGUUCUCGACCGUAACACCGCCGCUCAAGCCCUUAAGCUCCUCAACAAAUACCGCCCAGAGAGCAAGGCCGAGAAGAAGGAACGUCUCUUGAAGGAGGCUACCGCCAUCAAGGAGGGAAAGAAGAAGGAAGAUGUCAGCAAGAAGCCAUAUGCCGUCAAGUACGGUCUCAACCACGUUGUUGGUUUGAUUGAGGCUAAGAAGGCUUCUUUGGUUCUCAUCCCUAACGAUGUUGACCCAAUUGAGUUGGUUAUCUUCCUUCCAGCUUUGUGCAAGAAGAUGGGUGUCCCUUACGCCAUCAUCAAGGGUAAGGCCAGACUCGGCACGGUCGUUCACAAGAAGACCGCUGCUGUUCUCGCCAUUACUGAGGUUCGCUCAGAGGACAAGACUGAGUUGUCGAAAUUGGUUCAAGCCAUUAAGGAUGGACAUGAUGAGAGCGCCACCAGACACUGGGGUGGUGGUAUUAUGGGUGCCAAGGCUAAUGCCCGCACUGAGAAGAGCCGCAAGGCUCUUGAGAGCGCUAUCAAGAUCUAA
Molecule: messenger RNA, 786 nt
Organism: Sclerotinia borealis F-4128
Lineage: Eukaryota; Fungi; Ascomycota; Leotiomycetes; Helotiales; Sclerotiniaceae
Source: the annotation of a GenBank genome assembly